Molecule: messenger RNA, 2378 nt
Organism: Danio aesculapii
Lineage: Eukaryota; Metazoa; Chordata; Actinopteri; Cypriniformes; Danionidae
Gene: tmc6a
Product: transmembrane channel-like protein 6
Exons: 19
Coding region: 1-2184 (727 amino acids)
Cellular component (GO): plasma membrane
Molecular function (GO): mechanosensitive monoatomic ion channel activity
Source: RefSeq, a predicted model, not a curated record
AUGACUGCGUCCCGGAUCAUGGAGACCAUUCCUGGUGAAGAUGGAGACCUGUUCGAGCUGGAAGAUGUUAGGAGGCCAAACCGAGAAGUCAGAUUUGAUCUGACACAUGCAAAUGAAGACAUAGAGGCACAUUACAAUGAACCCAAACACAGACACACUCUGCAGAGGAACAACUGGUCCUCUUCAACCCAGAAGGUUUUGUCCGCCAUGCCCAGUCGCUCUAUGAAGUGGAAUCAAGCUGCUGCAGGCAACCAGAGCAGAUCCACCAACACACAACAAAGGAGACCUGUCUCCAUCUGCACUGAAGACCAGGAUGUCUUUACAGAUCAGGACGACUACGUAGAUGAUGAGUUGCUGAAGAAACUGCAAGGUUUGUCUGUUGGUGAAAGUGCACAGCUGCUGCGUGAAAUGGCUCUUAGUGUUUCUGAGAAGCGUCAGAUGAGAGAAUUGGUGGUCUGUUGGGAAUCUGGAAAACCUCGCUCUGCUAACAGACCCCUGUGCCUUCAUUGGUUUCAAACUUGUUUGAAGAAGGUUUCGCGUGGUGUCUGGUCUGGAAGACAGAAGUCUUUACAGCUUUGGCAGAAAGUGUUUAAAAACAUCAGCGCUCACUUUGGCAUGGGAGUUCUGUCUUACUUCAUCUUCCUCAGAAGACUUUUACUCUUCAACCUCCUCCUCAUUCUCAUCAAUGGCCUGUUCCUGCUCCUACCACAACUCUCAAAUCCAUCUACACAUUCCUCUUCAGAAGCAGAGCAUAAAUUUAACCCAUGGAUGCUUACUGGCAUGGGCAUUCUCACAAACUCCGUUAUGUUUUAUGGCCACUAUUCCGACUAUUCCGACUGUCAAACAGGAAGUAGCGUAUGUUUUCAGAAUUACAACAUUCCUCUGGCAUAUAGCUUCACUUUUGGAAUAGGCAUGUUUGUCACAUGUGUAAUGCUUGUUUACAACAUGUCUAAAGCAUUCGGAAAGAGCCAAUCAUCUACGACUACCAGGAAACUUGUUUUAAAGGUUUUCUGCUCAUGGGAUUUUAAAGUCUACAAGAAACGGUCUGUAAGACUGCAGUCAGUGAACAUCUGCACUCAGCUGAAGGAGAUGCUGUCAGAGCUCAUAUGCAAAAAACAAAAGAGGAACUUGUGUUCGACGUUGAGAUGGUUGAGUUUACACUUGCUGGUAUGGUCCAUUUGUCUGCUGUGCAUGGGUGCCUGCAUCUUUGCUGUGAACUACUUCCACCUUUUCAGGUCGAGUAUUGCUGCUGAUGCUGACCCUGUGAGAUUGCUGAUCCUGCCUUUGGCCGUGUCUGCCUACAGUCAUCUGCUGCCUGUACUCUUCGACAUGCUAUCCAGAGUGGAGCAAUACAACUCGCCAGACAUCCGCAUUUAUGUGUCUAUCGCAAGGAAUCUGUUGUUGAAAGGUUGCAUUUUUAGUGCCUUGUGUUACUACUGGUUUGGAGAAAUUGAACGGAAAAACAAUAUACAGUGCUGGGAAACAGCGGUGGGUCAGGAGCUUUACCGUUUGAUUUUGAUGGAUCUAAUAUUUGAAGUGCUGUACAUCCUCUUGGCGCAGUUUUUUUGGGGAUUUUGUGUAAGAAAUGUCACACUGAGAAAAAGGAAACUAGAGUUUGCCAUUGCUCAAGAAGUCCUGGAGCUCAUCUACAGUCAAACUCUUGUGUGGUUUGGUGUGCUGUUUUCACCACUGUUGCCUGCAGUGCAAAUUGGGAAACUUUGUGUCCUUUUCUACUUAAAAAAGACGAGCUUGAUGGUGAAUUUCCAGGCCCCCAGGAAACACUGGAGAGCCUCUCAGAUGAGCAAUCUCUUCAUCAAACUCCUUUUCAUCCCGUCCUUCACUGGAGCUCUUGCUUGUGUCAUAUACGUAAUAUGGAGUGUCAGGCCCUCAUCAGGCUGCGGGCCCUUCAGGAACCUCAGUAUGCUGUUGAUCAUUGACCAGGGGAAAAAGAGUGACAGUUUAAACUGGCUCAAGUCCACUUACAUUCACUGGGUGUACAAUCCUUUGUUCCUCUUCCUUAUAUCAGGAGCAUUUUUAGCUAUUAUAUAUAUUCACAUGCAAGUUGUGGAUGGCCAAAAGGUGAUAACAGGAAGGUUGCAGAAGCAGAUAAACUUUGAAGGUGAAGAUAAGAAGUUCCUUAUAGAUAAAAUCCAGGCCCUCAAUGAGCCGAAAUCUCAGCAUUGAGGGCUGCCUGUUUUCGUGACAUGUCACCUGUUGAUCACUUGUGCUAUCAAGGAAGAAUAAAUCCCCUUAAAAACAACAAAAAACACACAACAUAAUACCUGAAAAACUGGCGCAACGAGUACAUUCAUGUUUAUUUAUGCCUGUCUUCUGCAUUUUUUUCUAGGAUUGAAGAUGUGAUAAAAAACAGAAGAGAA